Gordionus sp. m RMFG-2023 is the source of this 1206-nucleotide messenger RNA. RefSeq names its product tryptophan--tRNA ligase-like. NCBI's taxonomy places the organism in Eukaryota, Metazoa, Nematomorpha, Gordioida, Chordodea, Parachordodidae. Gene Ontology annotation, biological process: mitochondrial tryptophanyl-tRNA aminoacylation. The coding region runs from base 10 to 1197 and encodes 395 amino acids. The transcript has 8 exons. Gene Ontology annotation, cellular component: mitochondrial matrix; mitochondrion. The record is from RefSeq and is a predicted model, not a curated record. Gene Ontology annotation, molecular function: tryptophan-tRNA ligase activity; ATP binding.
AUAAAAUUUAUGCAUUUAAAAAAUUUACCACAGACCAAAUGUUUCUUACGAAACUUUAAAAAUAUUCAUUAUCCAAGUAAUGAUGUAGGCAACGAUAAAAUUAUUGUGUCAGGAAUACAGCCUACUGGUAAUUUUCAUAUUGGAAAUUAUUUUGGAGCCAUAAAUUCAUGGGUUAAAAUACAAAAUAAUUAUUGUAAUAAAAAAAAUAUAUACUAUUUUAUUGCCGACUUACAUGCCAUUACUAAAUAUCAAGAUCCAUCAAAACUUAAAUUUAAUAUAUGCAAGUCAAUUGCAACAUUGUUAGCAUGUGGUAUAGACCCUGAUAAAGUCAUUCUUUUCCAGCAAUCUAAUGUUAAAGAACAUGCCGAAUUAUGUUGGAUAUUAAGUUGCUUCACCACUUUAGCUAAGUUGAAUUAUAUGCCUGUUUGGAAAGAAAAAGGGGAAGAUAGCUAUGACAAUGAAGAGGUUAAAAAAGGCGGUACAUCUUUGAGCUUAUUUUCAUAUCCGGUAUUACAGGCCGCUGAUAUUUUGCUUUAUAAAGCAACCCACGUACCCAUAGGAGAAGAUCAAUUGUGGCAUUUGCACUUGACUCAACAUCUAGUUCAAAAAUUCAAUAAUAUAUACAAGAAAGACUAUUUCACCGUGCCCAAACCUUUACUAGGUAAAAUUACCAGGGUGAAAGCCUUGAGGAACCCGGUUCUUAAAAUGAGUAAAUCGGAUUCUAACAUUAACAACCGAAUAGAACUACUCGACGAACCUGACGAGAUUAGACGCAAGAUAAACAAGGCGUUUACUGAUUCGAAUAUACCAUCUGGCAGUCUCGUUUUCUCUUACCCUUAUCAUAAAGAUCAAAGUAAAAGCCCCGAAAUUACAGGUUUACAAAACUUAUUCAACAUUUACACAACGCUAAAAUUUCCCGAUCAUAAUUUCGAAAUAUCAAACAUGGAAUCCACGGAAAUCACAUUUGACUCAGUGAAACAUAUGAAGGAAGAGAUAUCCCAUUUAUUGAUCAAAGAAUUAUUGCCAAUCAGGACUAAAAUAUUGGACUUAUUACCACAUGAUCCAGAAAAUAACAAAAUCAUGGAUGACAAAAAAUUUAUGAAUUUAUGUGACAUUAUAAAUGAGGGGUCUGAACUAGCUAAAGUUGUUGCUAGUAGAAAUCUUGUUGAAAUUAAAAAUUUAAUAGGAUUUCUCUAAAUAUAUCCA